Pocillopora meandrina is the source of this 402-nucleotide messenger RNA. Lineage: Eukaryota; Metazoa; Cnidaria; Anthozoa; Scleractinia; Pocilloporidae. The record is from the annotation of a GenBank genome assembly.
AUGGGAAUAGAAAGGUAUGUCAUAGUGGAUUGGAAGGUUCUUGACAUCUUGAACUCCUGGGAGAAGAACAAAAACGCUUUUGGAAAAUACCAUCAUCAGUGUUUAAUCUACGCAAGACUUCUUCAGCUUCAUAUGGAUCUUGACUACCUGCCACACAUUCUGAUCAUACCCAUCAGGUCAAUAACUGGAAAAGACGUCUACCUUGCGUUGCUCUGGGAUUACCCUGAGGAUUGUAAACAAGCGAUUGAAAGCUUCAAGUGGUCUCUCACACUGCCCAAGCCUACAAUGAAAGUACGUGGAAGAAGGCCAUUUCUGGCAGAAGGACGCGUUGACAGAAGCUUGCCCAUGAGAUGUUUUCUUGACAUGGAUGCGAGUGCAGGAGAGUUGCUGGGUGCAUUUGGG